Messenger RNA from Ananas comosus (pineapple), 761 nucleotides. RefSeq names its product multiprotein-bridging factor 1b-like. The record is from RefSeq and is a predicted model, not a curated record. Bases 121 to 549 code for a protein of 142 amino acids. The transcript is spliced from 4 exons. Gene Ontology annotation, cellular component: nucleus. Gene Ontology annotation, molecular function: DNA binding. Lineage: Eukaryota; Viridiplantae; Streptophyta; Magnoliopsida; Poales; Bromeliaceae.
UCUCUCUCUCUCUCUCUCUCUAUCUCUCUCUCUCCUCCGUGUCUUGCUCCUCUUCCUCCCCUCGAAACCCUAACCCUAACCCUAGCUCCGUUCUCGAGAAGCUCUCUCUCUCGCUCUACCAUGGCGGGAGUCGGCCCAUUCACGCAGGACUGGGAGCCGGUGGUGGUCCGGAAGAAGGCGCCCACCGCCGCCGCGAAGAAGGACGAGAAGGCCGUCAACGCCGCCCGCCGCAGCGGCGCCGAGAUCGAGACCAUGAAGAAGUCUAACGCUGGUACAAACAAAGCUGCUUCUAGCAGCACAUCUUUAAACACAAGGAAGCUUGAUGAGGAAACAGAGAAUCUUUCUCAUGAACGAGUGUCGACCGACCUAAAGAGGAACAUCAUGCAAGCUCGACUGGACAAGAAGUUAACCCAGGCUCAACUUGCACAGAUGAUCAAUGAGAAGCCACAAAUCAUUCAGGAGUACGAAUCCGGCAAAGCCAUUCCGAACCAGCAGUUAAUUUCCAAACUGGAGAGGGUUCUCGGCGUGAAGCUGCGAGGCAAAAAGUGAUACCGAACUCUUGCAAGAACCCUUUCUUCGUCUGAAAUCUGGAAUAAGAAAGUUUCGCGCAUCCCGCGUCACCUCUGUUUGUUUUUGUGCAGUUCAUGUUAAUGCAUGUGUGAGAAAGUCUUGUUCCAAGAGUUGUGUCUGACUUAACACAAAUCUUUGGGCUUAAUCUAAUGAUGUGAUCCACUUUAUAAUCUUGCUCGUCUUUGAUUUCA